Molecule: messenger RNA, 1797 nt
Organism: Exophiala aquamarina CBS 119918
Lineage: Eukaryota; Fungi; Ascomycota; Eurotiomycetes; Chaetothyriales; Herpotrichiellaceae
Exons: 8
Coding region: 1-1797 (598 amino acids)
Molecular function (GO): metallopeptidase activity
Source: RefSeq, a predicted model, not a curated record
AUGCAUAUACUCAUCCAGGUGCUUGUCGCUUUCGCUCUGAAAGUAUUGGCCCAGUACGAAGACUUGCCACCAGAGCUCGCCACCACCGCUUAUCCAGACUUGAAUGACACAAAUCUUCGCGGUACAUGGCUGUGGGGCUUUAAUGGAUGCGACAAAGUCCAGACGGCAAAUAUUAAGGAAGCAUACGAUGAUUUCAAAACCCUUUCCAACACUAAAGGCGUCCUAAGCAACAUUGAUUGGAACAGUGCUGCUGCCUUGGAAUACCUCGGUCCCCCAGGUUUCAAUAAAAACCAGCAGAAACAAAUCCAGGCAGUUUUUGCAAAUGCUGCAACUAAUCCGCCUCCCCAAACACCGAAUCCAAGUCUCAAUGCAUAUUCGCUGAAUUCAGACCCGGAUGACCCCAACUGGCCUAUGAUCAAUUUUUGCAAACCAUGGUUUGAGAAGAGAAGUCUUGGAAACGCGUACGCUUUUGGGAGUGGUCAAACUGGGACUGCAAAAUUUGAUAUUACCAAAUAUCUUAAUCGAGCCGAAACCAUGUUUCAUGAGCUUCUCCACCUGAAUAAUGUCGCGGAUUCUGUGGGAAACGUCCCAAAUCCAGUUGUUGACGAUAUGACAAUCACGUACGCCUUUCGCGCAUCGACUGGCAGAGACGUGACCGUAGAGGAGAGAGCAUAUGGUGCCACCCGCUCCAAACUCCUUGCACGUUUCAAGCCAGAGAUUGGCGAUCUACCGACGGGCUAUUAUGUCCAGCGAAAUGCUGACAAUCUUGUAUUCUACGCGUUGGCCAAAUAUACGCAGGAGAAGCUUGGGGCAUACCCUCAUAUGCCUGUCAUCAGAGAGUUUAAGCUUACCUUACCGCCCUUCAAGAAACCGAAUCCUGUCAUUGAGUACAAAUCGAUCGACAAUAAGGCUGUGUUGCUGGAUGAGCUAGAUAUUGAACCUGUACCUGGAUGCAAUGACCGUUUGGAUGAUGCCAGCCCCACCAGCCUCACUCUGGGAACUCCAUACGACGACAGCGAAUACCCCUCAGACUAUCGAAUUCAGAUGGCUCAAUGGGUGGGCGCCUUGUCAGAUACUCCAGCCCUAGGCCAACCAUUCCCUCCCAGAUGUCAGAGUGAUGUCUUGACCGACGCUAUUUAUAGCACUAGUCUUGCUGAGGCUGCCGACAAAGUCCAACAAUACUGCAGCAACAAGGCCUGGUGGGAAGUGAAUAUUGUUCCAGCAGUUACCUUCGGUGAUGGUUCUGGCCACAAGGCGCUUGGUGUCAGCGACAACUUUACAGUCAACGGCUCAGCUGACAAGCUUUGCCUUGAUGUUUCUUGGAAGCCGGGAUGUAUGGGAAGUUCGCUAUUCACAGUCGGAGCAACAGAUGGCGACAAAAAGUCCUAUUGCACUACGAGAUUUCUGGCAGCUUUAAAUGGGUGUGAUACAUCCUCUACUGAUAAAAAGUACGGCGGAGGUCUCGUCGACAACUGCCUCGUCUACAGAAUCGGCGCCGUAGCAGCAGACGCCGACGUGCCAUUCACAGUCUUCACAGGUGGGCCAGAAUUUUCCUGCACUGAUGGGGACGCAUCCUUCGACCCCAGCUUCUCAAACGCAUGCAGCUGUUUCUACACCGGUGAGCCUGAGACCGUGGCCCUCUUUGACAAGCCUGACGGAGGAUGUCCGACUCUCACGAAACCUCCCGCGAUGACUUUCCAGGAGGUGCAAGGAGCUACUGCCACUAGUGCUGCGAAGCGGGAUUACCUUGGUGAAUCCAGCAGGACUCAUCCUAGAGACGUGACCAGAAGGGUGUGA